Messenger RNA from Lucilia sericata (common green bottle fly), 1936 nucleotides. Its product is annotated as phospholipase A2 group XV-like. The transcript has 4 exons. The coding region runs from base 459 to 1709 and encodes 416 amino acids. Lineage: Eukaryota; Metazoa; Arthropoda; Insecta; Diptera; Calliphoridae. The record is from RefSeq and is a predicted model, not a curated record. Gene Ontology annotation, biological process: lipid metabolic process.
CUUCUGUAGACAGCUGUUUUUCAGCAGUUGUUUUUUAUUAUUCUCAGCAGCAAGUUCAUCAAAAUUGUUAUUGUUUUUUACUUCCCUAUUAAAAAAACAACCAUCAAUGUAGUAUUAUUGAUAAAAAAGUUGUUUUUAAUCGUAUUCAAGCAACGCAAAUAAACAAUUAAUGUGCAACAACAACUAAACAAUAAUAGCAAAAUAAAAAUUCAGUGCGAAAAUAAACAAGAACAAAAUAUUUCUUUGUUUGGUAGUGAAAAAAAAAAUAAAAACUGAACUACAAAAACUGUUUUUGGUAAUAGAAGAAAAUAGACACCUUAAAAACGGCGGGAAUUUCAGUAUAAUUAUAUUUGUGGAACACUUCCAUUGUUUAUAGCAUUUAUAUUAUUAAAAAUAGCAACAAAUUAUUGAUCUCUUAAAUUUGUCUGUUCACUUGUGUGUUUGUGUAACACAAAAGUAUGCGACAGAUUCUUUUUUUACUUUUUAUCCUUUUAACAAUAUUUCAUGUUGGUCAAGGCUUCUGGCCGUUUUCGCGUAAAAAAUCUGCUGCUUCCAUUACGCCCAGAGAAGAAAAACGCUUGUCACCGGUGAUAUUUGUUCCCGGUGAUGGUGGGAGUCAAGUAGAUGCUAGACUAAAUAAAUCAUCAUCCCCUAUAUGGUGUGCCAGUAAAUCGGAUUGGUUUAAUCUAUGGCUUAAUUUGGAACUAAUAGUCAUACCAGCUGUCUAUUGUUGGGUUGAUAAUGUUAAAUUGUAUUAUGACAAUAUAACACGUACAACUCAUAAUACACCUGGUGUAGAGAUACGUAUACCCGGUUGGGGUAAUCCUGAGGUAGUAGAAUGGAUAGAUCCUACACAUAACAAGGCUGGUGCUUAUUUCAAGGAUAUUGCCAAUAUGCUGGUGGAUAUGGGCUAUGAGAGAAGAAAAAAUCUGCAUGGAGCUCCUUAUGAUUUUCGCAAAGCGCCAAAUGAACAUAAACAAUUCUUUAUUGAUUUAAAGAAGCUAGUUGAAGAUACCUAUGAGGCUAAUUACCAAACACCGGUUACCUUUAUAACCCAUAGCAUGGGUAGUCCCAUGACAUUGGUUUUUCUAAGACAACAAACCCUUGAAUGGAAAGAUAAAUAUAUAGCAAGACAAAUAAGUUUGGCCGGUGCUUGGGCUGGUAGUAUAAAAGCUUUAAAAGUUUUUGCUAUGGGUGAUGAUCUCGAUUCGUUUUUCCUUAGUGGUAAAAUUUUAAAAGCUGAACAAAUUACUAAUCCCUCAUCGGCCUGGCUUUUGCCGUCUCCUCUAUUUUGGAAAAGUUCUGAAGUUUUAGUAGAAACACCUUCACGUGUUUAUACUAUGGCACAAAUGCAGGAAUUUUUCAAUGAUAUUGGCUAUCCGACUGCGUGGGAAAUGCGUAAAGAUACCUUGCCAUAUACUAUCAACUUUAGUCCUCCAGGUGUUGAGCUGCAUUGUCUUUAUGGUGAUGGUUUGGAUACGGUAGAGAGAUUACGCUACAAAAAAGAUGACGUUACCGAUGAUACACCCAAACUAAUAAUGGGUAUUGGAGAUGGCACCGUUAAUAGACGUUCCCUGCAAGCAUGUCAUCACUGGGCUGGUUAUCAAACUUCGAAUAUAUCAACAUUAGCUUUAAGUGGUGUCGAUCAUAUGGGUAUUCUAAUCAAUCAAGAUGUUUUGAAUUAUAUUAAAAAUGUUUUGAAAUUAUAGACUUUAUGGUAAAAAAAAAAUGAACAAAAGCACUCAGACACAAAUUUUGUAAUAUUUAGUUUUUCUUUUAUAUUUAGUAGUAAAUUUAUGUGACUAAUUUACCUAACGGUGAUGUAUAGUUGUAACGCUGUAUGUUGUAAAGUUUUCAGAUUAGUUUUGAUUUCGUUUAGAUAACACUACAAUAACAAAUCAUCAGUUGUGAAUUGGAAAAAAUAGUCUGAUCUGUU